GGAGAGCUGUCAGAUCUUGUGGUUGGUAUUGGUAAAGAUUUUAUUGUUUAUCCUUGUAACAGUAUACCCUAAAAGGAGAAGGAUUAUCCAUAUUUGGAAGUAUAUGCUAAAAAUUGGAACAGCUACCAUCUGUCCAAAGUAGAUUGCGAAAGGAAACUCAUUCUUGAAAAUACAACGUAAGUAAAAGUGUGUAGUUUUGAUGACUCAGCUGGACACAGCGCUCUAGCUAAUAUAAUACUCGUCUUUUAUCAAAUUCCGAUAAUAAACAAACCAGUGACUCAUAAAAGACGUUGACACACCUUUAUAUUCUACUUUGAACUUCUGUAUUCGAUCAGUUUCUUUUGAAUAAUAUUUCUAUAUAUCAGAGAUGUCUGCGAGAAAAUCUGUAAGCCGCCGUGGCACCACCAAGAAAAGGGCUCAGAGAGCCACUUCAAAUGUUUUCGCUAUGUUUGAUCAGGCUCAAAUCGCAGAAUUCAAAGAAGCUUUCAACAUGAUUGACCAGAACCAUGAUGGUUUCAUUGACAAAGAGGACCUUCAUGAUAUGCUUGCUUCAUUGGGUAAAAAUCCUACUGAUGAUUAUUUAGAUGGUAUGAUGAACGAAGCCCCAGGUCCAAUCAAUUUCACAAUGUUCCUUACACUUUUCGGUGAACGCCUGCAGGGUACCGACCCAGAAGAUGUGAUCAAGAAUGCAUUUGGCUGCUUUGAUGAAGAUAACACUGGUGUUGUCAAUGAAGAAAGAUUAAGGGAGCUCCUAACCUCAAUGGGGGACCGUUUUACUGAUGAUGAAGUUGAUGAGAUGUACAGGGAGGCACCAAUAAAAGGUAGUCUCUUUGACUAUGUUGAAUUCACUCGUAUCUUAAAACAUGGUGCCAAGGAGAAAGAUGAACAAUAGAUUUUCAGUAUUUUUAAGAAGCAUUUGAUUUUUCAAAAAAUGUAUCUUUUCUGAAAUAUCCUAGUUAUGUAUAUAGGGUUAAUUAAUAUAUAAAUUAUAAUUGGAUUUUUAUACAACAGAAACUUCAUAUAAUUUUUGUCUGGAAUAUAAAAUAUAUGCUUUUUAUUGA
This is a messenger RNA of Harmonia axyridis, 1061 nucleotides long. It is a transcript of the gene sqh, whose product is annotated as myosin regulatory light chain sqh. The record is from RefSeq and is a predicted model, not a curated record. Bases 368 to 892 code for a protein of 174 amino acids. Lineage: Eukaryota; Metazoa; Arthropoda; Insecta; Coleoptera; Coccinellidae. Gene Ontology annotation, molecular function: calcium ion binding; myosin heavy chain binding. The transcript has 3 exons. Gene Ontology annotation, cellular component: myosin II complex; cytoplasm. Gene Ontology annotation, biological process: post-embryonic development; locomotion.